AAUGUAGUCCACUCUUUUUGUCUCAUCAGACAUCCAUCCAAAAAGAAACUCCUAUUCUAAUGUGAAUCCUUGAAGGAUAAUAACUCUCUUUCAUCCCUAUUAAAUGUGAAUAUUGUUUUACUGCUUGAGAAUAGCAACGUGGCACCGAAGAGUCUCAAAGCCCUAGCCUAUAGGGACCACUGUGUUCCACUAAACUUGAAGCCCUGUUCUCGUUAGCUAUCUAUCAUUCUCCAGAAACUGAAAAAAAAAAGAAAUGGUGAAAAAUUCUGAAAUAAUUCCUUUAAUUAAUCCAUCACCAUCAUCAUCAACAACAGAAGGAACAGCAUCCAAAUUUCAGACUAUAGGCAACAUCAUAGUCUCAAUAGUUGGAACCGGCGUUUUAGGCCUCCCUUUUGCUUUUCGGGUUGCCGGUUGGCUCGCUGGAUCCCUAGGUGUUAUCCUUGCUGGCUUUGCUACUUUCUACUGCAUGCUCCUUCUGGUUCAGUGCAGGGAUAAAUCAGCAUCAGAAAAUAAACUACAAGGGACAAUAACAUAUGGUGAUUUGGGUUACAUUUGCAUGGGAAAACCAGGCAGAUACUUGACUGAAUUUCUCAUUUUCAUCUCUCAAUGUGGAGGAUCUGUAGCAUACUUGGUAUUCAUUGGUCAAAACCUUGUAUCAGUUUUCAAGGGUCAAACCUUCAGUGUUGCAUCUUACAUAUUCUUGUUAGUCCCAAUUGAGAUUGCAUUGUCAUGGAUUGGAUCCCUUUCAGCUUUUGCCCCUUUCAGCAUUUUUGCCGAUAUAUGCAAUGUGUUGGCAAUGGGAUUUGUUGUUAAAGAAGAUAUAGAACGUGCAAUCGGGGGAGGCUUUUCAUUUCGGGACCGGAAAGCCAUCGCUGAUAACUUGGGAGGGUUGCCGUUUGCAGGAGGGAUGGCAGUGUUCUGUUUCGAAGGGUUCGGAAUGACAUUGGCUCUGGAGCAAUCAAUGAAAGAGAGGAACACAUUCCCUAAGGUGUUAGGCAUGGCAUUUACUUGGAUUACACUUAUGUAUGUUCUGUUUGGGAGUUUCGGUUAUUUAGCUUAUGGUGAUGAAACAAAAGAUAUCAUAACAAUAAAUCUUCCUAACAAUUGGACAGCCACUGCAGUCCAGAUUGGCUUAUGCCUAGGGCUCGUAUUUACGUUCCCCAUCAUGGUUCACCCCGUUAACGAAAUCUUGGAAGGGAAGUUGAAGAAAAUUAUAUGGUUUCAGAAGCUCAACAACAAUGAUGCUGAAAAUUCAAUUACAGGAUUAGGCAAGCUAGGAACAUACACCAGCAGGGCGGUUCUAAUAAUCGGUUUAGCGGUUUUGGCAUCAUAUGUUCCGGGGUUUGCUAUAUUUGCGUCGUUUGUUGGGAGUACUGUAUGUGCAUUGAUCUCGUUCGUUUUGCCCGCCUCAUUUCACUUAACUUUGUUGGGAUCAUCUUUGAGUUUGUGGCAGAAAGCCUUAGAUUGUUGCGUCCUAUUGUGUGGAUUGAUUUUUGCAGCUUAUGGUACAUAUAACACCAUAGUUGGAAUCUGAAAAAACAAAAAUAUAUAUUGGUUAUGGUAAAAAAUGAAUGGAAAAUUCAGUUCGAUUAGAUUAAUGAAA
This is a messenger RNA of Gossypium arboreum, 1603 nucleotides long. RefSeq names its product amino acid transporter ANT1. Gene Ontology annotation, cellular component: vacuolar membrane. Gene Ontology annotation, biological process: amino acid transmembrane transport. Lineage: Eukaryota; Viridiplantae; Streptophyta; Magnoliopsida; Malvales; Malvaceae. The record is from RefSeq and is a predicted model, not a curated record. Bases 254 to 1534 code for a protein of 426 amino acids. Gene Ontology annotation, molecular function: amino acid transmembrane transporter activity. The transcript is spliced from 3 exons.